This is a messenger RNA of Xenopus laevis (African clawed frog), 2997 nucleotides long. RefSeq names its product tumor necrosis factor receptor superfamily member 19 S homeolog (gene tnfrsf19.S). The record is from RefSeq and is a predicted model, not a curated record. Lineage: Eukaryota; Metazoa; Chordata; Amphibia; Anura; Pipidae. Gene Ontology annotation, biological process: positive regulation of canonical NF-kappaB signal transduction; positive regulation of JNK cascade. Gene Ontology annotation, molecular function: signaling receptor activity. The transcript is spliced from 10 exons. Gene Ontology annotation, cellular component: plasma membrane; membrane. Bases 266 to 1453 code for a protein of 395 amino acids.
GGGUCUUAUCGCCUAGGAGACAGCAGAGCCCCGGACUUCUCCUACUGGACUGGCUGCUCGCUUAUUGCUCCGGUUGCAGCAGGAGCUGAUGGUCGCAGCGAGGCUGUGGAUCUGAUUAGACUCGCAGAGGAAUCUGUAGGGGGCUGGAGCAGGUGGGCGACCCUGGCUCUGCAGUUGGACGUACGGGGCUGAAUGCGUAAAGACUCGGGAGGAGAUCUCAGAUCUGCAACUGCACAAGGUCUCCAUUGCAAAUUAGUGAGAAACAAUGGAAUUUUCCUUACCACUGGAAAAAGACAGUUCACUCAAAAUGGCGUUGGUCCUGCUGCUGUGCUUGGUUGGCAGAACCCUUUCUGAAGUUGGAGACUGCAGAGAACAGGAGUAUAUUGACAACACUGGAAAUUGUAGACCAUGCAGACAAUGUGGACCUGGAAAGGAGCCAUCAAAGGAAUGUGGUUUUGGAUAUGGAGAGGAUGCACAGUGCUUGCCCUGCAGGCCAAACCGAUUCAAGGAGGACUGGGGCUUUCAGAAAUGCAAACCUUGCCUUGACUGCGCUACAAUUAACCGCUUGCAAAAAGCAAACUGUACAACAACAAGCAAUGCAUUGUGUGGAGAUUGUUUGCCUGGAUUUUAUAGAAAAACGAAACUUGGUGGUUUUCAAGAUAUGGAGUGUGUCCCGUGCGGCAAUCCUCCGCCCCCUUAUGAACCACACUGUAAUGCAAAAGUUAACCUCGUGAAGAUCCCGUCCACUGCUUCCAGUCCCCGGGACACGGCCCUGGCUGCUGUUAUAUGUAGCGCGCUGUCCACUGUUCUCUUGGCUCUGCUUAUUCUCUCUGUUAUCUACUGCAAAAGGCAGUUCAUGGAGAAGAAACCAAGCUGGUCCAAGAGAUCCCAGGAGCUCCAGUAUACUGGAUCAGAACUAUUGUGUUUUGACAGACCACGAGUAACAGACCAUGCAAUGAGCACAUGUUGCCACUGCCAGCAUGGUCCAUCACAACUGCGGGGAACUGUUCACCUGAUUCCAUCCUUGUGUUGUGAGGAAACCCAUAGUAUGGAGCAUGCGUGUAUAUUCCAGUCCCACAGCUCCCUGUUUGAGGGGAAUGAAGACCAUCAAGCAGAAAUGAUUCCAACCUAUUUUGGACCUGUCCCACACUCGUCCUGCGGAGAUCUUGCAGAGACUUGGCCCCUGAUGCAGAGCCCUUCUGGCAGCGAUAGCCCGGGUGCCUGUGAGCCGUAUCCGGAGCCUCUAGAAGGAGACUCUCUGAAUGCAGAGAAUGAAGAUAUGAGCGAUAUACACGCACCCAAGCAUGGCCAAAGCUAUGAAGAGCCGCCUGCGAGUGUUCAAUCUCCCAAACAUCUUGGCUUAUUAGAGUUGGCUGCCUGUCAGGCUUCUGAUGGAACGCAGGCAGAUGAAGAGGACAACUCUGACAGGGAAGAUGAUAAACAGGCCGUCUGAUCUACUCACUGUAGCAACAAAUCCAAGUUCUAUCAAUCACUUUCAGGAAGAGAAGGAAGCGUUACAGGAUGGCUUUUUAGUACAUAUCGGGAAUGAGGCUGCAUAUAUCAAGGCUUGUAUAGAACUGAAGACACUUGUACAAGAAACUCUUACCCAAUUGUUCUCAAUACACCUUAUUGGCCCUGUGCACGGAGCUCCGCCUCCCCAAUGACGUAGGCAUUGCCGUAUAUCUGUGUACAGGAAGGUCGCCACCACUGAUGCUGUACAGUAGAUUUGUACUUGUAACUUACUAAACCCUAGCGCGAGCAUAAUGCUGUUAAUUAUAAACUUCUGAGAAGUUUUCAUUUGUAUAUUCUAGUACAAAAAAACUGGCCUAUAGAGUCCCGGUCAAAACAGUUUGUUACCUGUAAGUAGUUUUGUAUUUAUGUACAUAGUGUAUAGGCAGGAGAACGGCAAUGGCACUUUUGAGACUGUUCAGUUGAAAUACGUUGGUAUUAUGAUAUAUGCCUAUGGAUGCCCUGUUUGCUGUUACCUGCUGAACGAACACAAAAAGGGGGGCUGCUGGAGGCAUCUAUUUCAAACCCAAUGGGGGUAGAUGGGUGUGGAUUGGGGUAGGAAGCUCAGGCACAAUAUAUAUUUCUCUAGUGAAAGCAAUUGGGGUAUAUCCUCCCUUUUAUUGGGUGAUGACUAGGGAUGCACUGAAUCCACUAUUUUGGAUUCGGACGACCCCCGAAUCCUUCUCGAAAGAUUCGGCUGAAUACCGAAUUCUAAUUUGCAAAUUAGGGGUGAUUUCCCAUCCCUAAUUUGCAUAUGCAAAUUAGGAUUUGGUUCGGCCAGGCAGAAGGAUUCGACCGAUUCCAAAGCCUGCUGAAAAAGGCCGAAUCCUGGAUUCGGUGCCUCCCUAGUGAUGACUACAUUGUGCUGUUGAAGUCUAUGAAGAACUCCCCCACAGAGACUGAAUCUGUAUAAUUAUAAUCUGUAUAAGAGUCUGUAUAAUUGCCAAAAAGUAAUGACUCCAUAAACCCCUCACAAGUCAUUUGCAUUGGCAACAAAAAUGUAUUGUUGGCUACCUGCCUCUUCCAUGAGCUCCCUGAGAGUAGAGAGGGAAGCCAGGUGCCUUGUUCUCACCCUCGGGCAUUGAGACUUAAGGCUCCUGACCGGCAGCACUGGGGCCAAUGAAAUAUACUCUGAUAAGGCACAGAAAAGUGAAACCACUUGCACUUUGCUAAUUGAAGUCCAAAAACCACUGUCAGGCAGAACAGUUGUUUUAAAGCCGGACGCUUGAGCCAUAAGCAUUUAUUUGUGCUAUUUAAGGGUGCCAUGGGGUAUGUUUGUCAUUGGUUUGCACUGGUUUCCUGCAUUAGGCAACACGCCCUACUACACGUGACCUGCCGUUUCUCCCAGGGUUCCACUCUUUUGGAUUCGACCAAACCCCCGAAUCCUUUGCAAAAGAUUCGGCAAAAUACAGAAUCUGAAUCCUAAUGUUGCAUAUGCAAAUUAGAGGUGGAAAGGGGAAAACAUUUUUUACUUCCUUGUUUUGUGAC